AUCUUGCUUUAAAUCAUAUAUUAUAUGAAAAAAGUGAUAAUAUAAAACAUUAGUUUCAAUGCUUUUACAAUAAAAAAUCAAAAUGAUAAAUAUGGUAAUAGUAAAGAUUAGGAUUUAGGAGUGAAAUUUAAAUAAAAAAAAGAAUUGACUAAAUUAUUGUUAGAGAAAUAUAUGGUAAUAUAUUGUUAGUAUAAAUUUAAGGAAGACCAAAAAAUAGUGAGUUAAAUGAAAAGGUCCAAACAACUUUUAUAGGUAGAUUUUUUUAGACUCCUUCCCUUUUAAUAGUAUUGAUAAAUUAAUAAUUUGAACUUAUAAUUCUAUUAAACACACAAUAAUUUUUUCAUAACAAACUAAACGUUUUUAUUAUAUAAAAUCUAAAAUUCAAAAUAAUUAAAAUAACGUUGUUAAUUAAACUAAAUUUUGUUAAAAUAAUUUCGUGCUUAGAAAGCAUAGCUAAAUUCGAAUUGAAUUCUAACUGAAUUUUAGGUAUAUUUUGUACAUUUUAAUUGAAAGUUAACUUGUUUAUAUUGGUUACUUAUGCACUUUGCCAUAAACUAGUUUAACAUAAUUGUAGUUAAAGCAUUAAUGUAGUUACAACUUAUGACAAAUUUACUUAAUACUUCAAUUAACAAAUAAUUAAAAUGUCAAGAUUGUUUAAAGACCAUUGAAUAAUUUUAUAGAAAAUCUACAUUUUUUUUAACUCUUGAUAAUUAUGCUAUUUCAAAAUAUAAAAGACGAUUCUACAACCGAUAACUCUACGUGUCUUCUGAGGAAUCACGUUUGUAUCACCUGAGCCUCUCUAUCUGAUCAACCCUUGACGGUAUUCCUUGCGCCAUACUGCAUAAUUUUUGUAAGUUUUUUUCUCCAUUAAUUCGCAUAAUUAUACUUUAUUUGGGAUACAAAACUCAAAUCUCAUAAUGUAAAAGCUGUGGAACCGAAAUUCGCACUGUCGAUUUCCGAUAAAAAUAGGAAAGCUAAGUAAACUUGACUUUUCCAGAGGUCCCAGAUAUCUGCUAAACCACACGCCAAGCGAUCAAACAAUGAGAACAAACAAAAUAACAAAUCAGUAGAAAACGAAAAGAGAGCAAAUAAGAUCUUAUUCCGAAUUGAGCGAAAGAGCGUUACAACAUGUAAAGCCUCGGCGGUUAGAGCCGUCGGCGAGUUCGUAGUUCUAACCUUGUGAGACUUGAUUAACUUAGUUGAGUCGCAGCUCGUAAAUAGAAAAACAGAAAUAUGCCUAAGUUGCCUUAAAUGCUAUGCUUUGCUCUGAGUAAAAAAUUGCCUCCCUUCAACAUCUUCAACCUCGACAUCCUUAUAUACUCCUCCUAGAGACGGUUUUCUCUUUCCCCUUUUUGCCCUCGGUCGAGCUUAUCGCUUCGCGGGAAUAUUUCAUUUUUCUUCGAUCUUCAUGGUUAUCUUUGGAAAUUUCACAUUUAUCUUUCGAACUUAACAUUUAUCUUCUCCUGCAAAAUAAAAGAUAGACCAUCAUAAUGAUUGGGCUUGAUUUCGUAUAAAACCGCGAGUGGGCUUUUAGCCUCGUUUUGGACCUUCUCGGAGCAUUUUUCGACAAGCUUUUUUACGAUUUAUCGAAAUAGCACUUCCGAAACGACGUCGAUUCCGAAGAAAAUUUGAGUUUCUCGUAUAGUCGAGGCAGCUUAGGGUGUUUAGAUAACCGUUUCCGUUUUAUACAAUCAAUUCGGGCUUCAUACGAGAAAACAAGUUCUUACGAUUCGUAAAGUUCCAACGGUAACUCCGAUCGAGAUGAAACAAGAGCGGGUUUGAUCCGAUCUCGAAGAAGGAAGCUACGAGGGUGGGAUGAAGACGGAUCGGUUGAUCCAACUCGCCGAGCGGGCGAGUUAGACUGCUCGUUCGGUCCAACUCGCCGAGCAGGCGAAUUAGACUGCUCGUUCGGUCCAACUUGCCGAGCAGGCGAGUUGGACUGCUCGUUCGGUAUAACUCGCCGAGCGGGCGAGUUGGACUGCUUGUUCGGUCUAACUCGCUCGCUUGGCGAGUUGAACUGAUCCAACUCGUCCGUUCGGCGAGUUGAUUUCGUUGUGCGUCCAGCUCACCCCGAUGGCGAGCCGGAUUGAUCGAGCCUUAUGCUCGUUUCGUAGUUUUGACGCGCAGGAUCCAUUUGUCCGAGGAUUCGGCGAGUUGGACUGCUUGUUCGGUCUAACUCGCCCGCUUGGCGAGUUGAACUGAUCCAACUCGUCCGUUUGGCAAGUUGAUUUUGUUGUGCGUCCAGCUCGCCUCGAUGGCGAGCCGGGUUGAUCGAGCCUUAUGCUCGUUUCGUAAUUUUGACGCGCAUGAUCCAUUUGUUCGAGGAUUCGAGUAACCUUUCUCGAAUGCCUUAUCGUAUGAAUCCUUUUCCGAAUUCAUACAAAACUCAAUUUCGGUUUUCCCGCUAUUUUUAAACUAUUGUCUCUUUCUUUUUAAAGAGAGACAUUUUCGAGAAGUUUCAGUUAUUGAUUUCAUCGUAACCGAUUUUGACUCUAAGAAAAGCAUUAAUAAACCCUUAGUCAAACCACUAGACCAAAGGGUUUCUGCAACGUUCUUUAUAAUAGUGAUAUCAAAUAAAUACACAUUUUUAUUGUUUACCAAUAAAACAGUAUAUAUUCCGUCCAGCUCGGCUUCACAUAUUAUAAACAAAGUGCAUGCUUAGACUCAAAGUACAAUUUUAUAAGUUAGGAAAUUUGGACACCGGAAUAUAUGCACGUUUGCUCCAAAUAAUUAGAGUAACUUUAAAGCAUAUUUAUACACAUAACAUUUUCUAGAAAGUUAAACAAUAUAUAAGCCAAAUAGUCCAGCAUUUUCUUUAUCAUCAAAUCCUCAAACAACUCUAAGAACAAAGAGAAGCUUUUGAGGCUUAAGCACACAAAACUUAAAAUGGCAUUCUCUAAGAGACUCGUUUUGGCGAUGAUUUUUACAGUUUUUGUGAUAGCUAAGCCCUCAGAAGCUGCUCUUAAUGCUCAUUACUAUGACCGAUCGUGCCCUGCGGCCGAGAAAGUCAUACUUGAAACGGUUAAGAAGGCUAUCUUGCAUGAUCCCAAAGUGCAUGCUCGUCUCCUCAGAAUGUUCUUCCACGACUGCUUCAUCAGGGGGUGUGAUGCGUCUAUUCUACUAGAUUCGACCAAGUCAAACCAAGCUGAGAAGGACGGCCCACCAAACAUUUCGGUACGAUCAUUUUACGUGAUUGAUAAUGCUAAGACAAAGCUUGAAAAGGUUUGUCCACGUACCGUGUCUUGCGCCGACGUGAUCGCCAUCGCAGCUAGAGAUGUAGUCACCUUGUCCGGUGGUCCUUACUGGAGCGUACUAAAAGGGCGAAAAGAUGGGAGAAUGUCGCGAGCCAACGAGACAAUCAAUCUCCCAGGACCAACAUUCAACGUGUCUCAACUGAUCCAGAGCUUUGCAGCAAGAGGCUUGUCAGUGAAAGACAUGGUUACACUCUCUGGCGGCCACACAAUAGGAUUCUCUCACUGUUCUUCUUUCGAGGCACGUCUUCAUAACUUCAGCAAGUUCCAUGACAUUGAUCCUUCAAUGAACUUUGCAUUUGCGCAAAGCCUGAAGAAGAAAUGCCCGAUAUCUAACAACCGAGGCAAGAACGCAGGGACUUUCUUGGACUCUACGACCUCGGUUUUUGAUAACGAUUACUACAAGCAGAUACUGUCAAGAAAAGGUGUGUUUGGGUCUGAUCAGGCGCUUCUAGGAGAUUACCGGACUAGGUGGAUCGUUGAGACGUAUGCUCGAGACCAGAAGGCCUUCUUCAGAGAGUUUGCAACUUCCAUGGUGAAACUUGGGAACUUUGGUGUCAAGGAGACAGGAGAAGUGAGAGUCAACCCUCGAUUCGUCAAUUAAAAGAAGUAUACAGAAAAUAUAUGCAACAGAGAGUUUUCAUUUCUGAAAGUUUGAUUUCAUAUAAUAAUGUAUUAUUAAUAGCAUUAUAGUUCCCUAUGAGUUGCAGCGUUUGCUCGACAUGUAAACUUGUUCUGCUUCAGUGAACUUAAAGUUAUAUGCACCA
Messenger RNA from Brassica rapa (field mustard), 4018 nucleotides. RefSeq names its product peroxidase 66. NCBI's taxonomy places the organism in Eukaryota, Viridiplantae, Streptophyta, Magnoliopsida, Brassicales, Brassicaceae. Gene Ontology annotation, biological process: response to oxidative stress; hydrogen peroxide catabolic process. Gene Ontology annotation, molecular function: heme binding; peroxidase activity. The record is from RefSeq and is a predicted model, not a curated record.